Molecule: messenger RNA, 13135 nt
Organism: Entelurus aequoreus (snake pipefish)
Lineage: Eukaryota; Metazoa; Chordata; Actinopteri; Syngnathiformes; Syngnathidae
Gene: dot1l
Product: DOT1-like histone H3K79 methyltransferase
Exons: 31
Coding region: 266-5074 (1602 amino acids)
Biological process (GO): DNA damage checkpoint signaling; regulation of transcription regulatory region DNA binding; DNA repair
Cellular component (GO): nucleus
Molecular function (GO): histone H3K79 methyltransferase activity
Source: RefSeq, a predicted model, not a curated record
GCGAAGAUGGCGGCCGUACAGGCGAGGGUGUUAUUGCCAGUGGACAUAACCAGGACAUUUUUUUAUUGACAAUUCCAAACUGAGUCAGUCAGUCCACCCGCGUUUAGUCACCCCCUCGACGUCUUUUGUGAGGGUUUUUUUUUUUUUUUUUUUGGAUACAUUUUUUACGCUCCCCCCCACACACAACAUGUUUAGUGACUAGCUGGCUAACGGAGAGCAAGCAGUCUACUAGCUAGCUCGCUAGCUCGCCGCCGUCAAGAGGAGGAUGGGAGAAAAGCUGGAGCUCAAACUCAAAUCGCCGGUCGGAGCGGAACCCGCCGGCUACCCGUGGCCCUUGCCGGUUUACGAUAAACACCAUGAUGCUGCUCAAGAAAUCAUCGAGACCAUUCGGUGGGUGUGCGAAGAGAUUCCAGACCUCAAACUGGCAAUGGAAAACUAUGUACUCAUCGACUACGACACCAAGUGUUUUGAGAGUAUGCAGAGACUGUGUGACAAAUACAACAGGGCGAUUGACAGCAUUCACCAGCUGUGGAAAGGGACCACUCAGCCCAUGAAGCUGAACAAGCGACCUUCCAACGGGCUGUUGAGACACAUCCUCCAGCAGGUAUACAACCAUUCGGUGACCGACCCGGAGAAGCUAAACAACUAUGAGCCCUUCUCCCCGGAGGUGUACGGGGAGACGUCUUUCGACCUGGUGGCUCAAAUCAUCGGUGAGAUGGAGAUGAUGGAGGAUGACACCUUUGUUGAUCUUGGCAGCGGCGUGGGCCAGGUGGUGCUGCAGGUUGCCGCAGCGACCAACUGUAAACACUACUAUGGCGUGGAAAAGGCAGAUAUUCCAGCAACCUAUGCAGAGACCAUGGACAAAGAGUUUAAAAAGUGGAUGAAAUGGUACGGGAAGAAACACGGGGAAUACACACUGGAGAGGGGAGAUUUUCUGUCUGAAGAAUGGAAAGAACGAAUUGCCAACACAAGUAUUAUUUUCGUGAAUAACUUUGCCUUCGGGCCCGAGGUGGAUCACCAGCUGAAGGAACGUUUUGCAAACAUGAAGGAAGGUGGAAAAAUUGUAUCCUCCAAACCAUUUGCACCCUUGAAUUUUCGAAUAAACAGCCGAAAUUUGAGUGAUAUAGGCACAAUAAUGCGUGUGGUGGAGCUCUCGCCACUGAGGGGCUCUGUGUCCUGGACUGGAAAGCCUGUUUCCUACUAUUUGCAUACCAUAGACCGCACCAUACUUGAAAACUACUUUGCAAGUCUCAAAAAUCCUAAACUCAGGGAAGAGCAAGAGGUAGCUAGGCGACGUCAGCAGAAAGAUACAAAGGACAGUAAAAGCAAUAGUACCACGCCCACCAAAACUAAGGAACAAAACAAGCAGGACUCUGGUGGGGAGGAGGAGCAGCCUCCUUUGGUGACAGUGGUUAAGGCUGCCGCCAAACCCCGCCGAGCAAAGCUCAUGUCCAAAGGUCGGAAGCUGAACAACAACAGCAACAACAAGAAGAGAGGUCGACCCAAGAAGGCAGCACCGGCUGUUGACAAAAACAAGAAGAACCAGAGCGCGUUGGAUUUGCUGCAUGCCAAGACCCUUUCUGCAGCACCCCCUCAGGAUGCAUACCUGCAACCACGGAGCCCCUUUUAUCAACUACCUCCUAAAGUUCAGCACUAUCCAGCCAAUCAACUGUUGCUGAGCCCAACUCCUCCUGGUCUGCAAAAUCUGCUCGAUAACUUUAAAGUUCAAUACCUCCAGUUUAUGGCCUACAUGAAGACUCCGCAGUACUGCUCCAACCUGCAGCAGCUUUUAGAGCAGGAGAAGCAAAAACACAGGGAUUUGUCUGGACAGGCAGAGCAGCUCCAUUCCAUCUGCCAGGCUCACAAGGACAAAAUCAAAGGUCUCUUUCAGACCAAACUCGAUGAGCUGGGAGUGAAAGCUCUCACUGUGGAGGACCUGCUGCAGGCUCAGAAGGAGAUAUCAGCUCAUAACCAUCAGCUGAAAGAGCAGACAAAACAGCUCGAGAGAGACAUGGCUUUACUGAAAGACCACAGCCUGCUACUGCUGAAGUCUCGAUGUGAGGAACUGAAGCUAGAUUGGGGCUCAUUGUGUCUGGAAAAUCUACUAAAGGAGAAGCAGGCCCUGCGGAGACAAAUCUCUGAGAAGCAGAGGCACUGCUUAGAGUUGCAGAUCAGCAUUGUAGAGCUGGAAAAAAGUCAAAGGCAGCAGGAGCUUCUUCAGCUCAAAUCUUACAGCCCUCGUGAGGAUUCACCUUAUAGAAAGAACCCAGAUGCCUGCUCCUCCGCAGACAUGGACACCUCCAAGUUUGCCCUGUCUUCUGCCCAAGCUUUUAAUGGCAUCAGCCCAGAACGACCCAUCAACGGCACCAGCUCGCCUUCUUUUGAGCGGCCAAGCACUAAGACUGAGAUUCUUUCACGCUAUCUCCCCAUCUCUCCCGACCACGACAUGGUGUCUGCCAUGCCUGAAGCUCGGCAGAGACUGCAGAUCUCCCACGCUCUUCCUGAUUACACACGCUUCUCCCCAGCCAAAAUUGCCUUGCGCAGGCAUCUGAACCAGGAGCCCACGGCCUCUGGCCACCUGAGAGGCCUCGGGCUGCCCACACACAGGAUGGAAAUGGGUGGCAUGAACUCCCCUCUUGGAGCCAAGCAGAGCAGCCUGUCUCCUAAUGCAUCUGAUACACAGAGGAACACUGAGAGGGGUGGAAAGGAGAAGAGUCCAUCUGUUCAGGGAGAAAGCAGCAUCAAAAGCCUUCCAAUAAGUAUUCCUCUGAGCACUGUCCACCCAAGCAAACUUCCAGUCAGCAUUCCACUGGCCAGUGUUGUGUUGCCUAGUCGGGCUGAGAGGCUGAGAAGUACUCCAAGUCCUGUGUCUCAGGCCUGUCAAACCAAUGGAUAUUCAUCUUGCUCAGGGCUCAUGAAUGGAGGUCUACACCCAGAGGAUCAAAAUGGUGCUUCUUCAUCGCCUCCAAACACAAACACACCUCUGGCAGGACCGUUGAGCAGAGGAGGUCCCAUUCAAAGCCCCCCAAUCAGCACUGGGGGUGUUCUUCAUUAUGCAGACGGACCUCCUAGGAUGCUUCCGGAAGAUGGCGGCGAAGAAUGCCAAGAAGCAGACUCUGACACGGAACCACAGGACAAUGAACUACGGAGGAGAAUCUUUUUCUCCUCAUCCUCGUCGUCGUCCUCCUCUUCCUCGUCAUCAGGCAGCGGAGGCAGCGUGGCCGGAGGAUCACGCCUCCACCAUCACGCCGGCAGCUCAGCCAAGCAGGGAUACCACAGUAACCACGGCAACCACAACCACCAGUCCCCCGGCACACAGCACAGUCACACACCGGCGCACGUGUCGUCAUCACACUCCGCUCACUGCCUCGCUUCUCAAGAGGGACGUAAGCGGGGGAGGCGGAAGCGCGGCUCCACAGCGGCCAUGGCAACCAGCGGCUCACCUAAGAGGAGAUCAUUCCCUGGGAUCAACGCCAACAACCACUCCUCUGGGUCACCACUCAACAUCACUUCCAUGGUGAGCAACAUAAACCAACCUCUGGAGAUCUCUGCCAUCUCGUCGCCAGAGCAAUCAAGCCGCAGCCCGGCCAGGACUGAAAUUGGCCAACCUCCUGUCCUGAAGAGAGAGCGCCCUGUGGAGGUGAAUGGUACAGGUCACUACUCCUCCGCCCCCAGCUCUGAUGAUGAUGACUCAGGAUACCCUGCUGACGGCUCCAGCUCACGAAUUGAAAGAAAAAUUGCUACAAUUUCCUUGGAAAGCAGAGAUGGACACAAUAGAAUAGGGGAAAAUGAAAGAGGCAGGAAGUCUGGAAACAGCAGUGGUAACAGCACAGGUAGUGAGGCCUCCUCCUCCUCAUCCUUGUCCUCUACAAGCAAAUGGAAGUCAACCUUUUCACCCAUUUCUGACCCCAAGCAAUCCAACUCAGACCUUAGACAAGGAGGAUCUCCGUUUGGAAUGGGAGGUUCAAACCGGGACUUAGACUCUGAUUACAAACAACACCAUCAGCAGCCAAGGAAGUGUAGCGAUGGAGAGCUAUCCAACUACCCCAACCCUUUCCUGAGUCAAGAAACUGGAAACCGCAGUGGUGCUAGCGGCGGAACCCAGGGCGGAAGCAUUUCUGAGCCACGCCAGGCUCUACAGAAACCGAAGGCCCCUCGCGAUUGGGAGCUAAAGACCAGCGGUGGCCACUCCAGCCAGAACCUCUUCAUGUCUGCUGCCGCCAGCAAUGGAGGGGGCAUUCUUAGUGGGAAAGUUGGGGCCAGCGCUGUCACAGUUUCCUCGACAGGAUCCUCUGUUGGUCAGUACCUAGGUUCACAGUUUCCACUGGGAGGGACCUCGGUCCUACAGUCACUGUUCGGCGCCCAAACAGGAAGCUCCAAUGCAGGCGGGAACACACGACUGGUCAACGGACAUUCUGGCCUUGGGAGUUUCUCUACCGCUGGGCUGGCAGGUGGAGCAGCAGGAGGUAUCUUUCAUCAUGCGGUUCCCUCGGUGUCCUCCCAUCAGUUUGGGGCGUCGUUGCCCACCUCAGGAGGCCUCAGCUCUCUGCUCAGUCUCUCCUCCUCCCAACAAACCACCCCCCAGCCCGCCUCAAUGCGCCUGGCCUCCGCAUCCUCACCUCUCCCCUCAUCCUCCUCCUCCACGUCACAGGCCCAGCAUAGCCGCACCCAGUCGGUGCUGCACAGCCCCUCUACUCCCACGCUCUUGCUGCCCCCGCCGCCACCCCUGCACAGUGCUCCCUUGCACGCCGAAUCCCCACCACCCUCUCGGUCUGACUCCCUCCACUCCGUCCGUCUCUCCCACUCUUCUCUCCAUCACCAGAGGGCGCAUUCGUCCCUCACUCUUACCAUCUCCUCUUUCACCCCGUCCUCCUCUGCUGCUCUCUCUGCUACUGCUUCCUCCUCUUCAUCCUCUUCCUCCUCGUCUCGUCCAUUCGCAGUACAUUACUCCCCCCGCCUUCCACCGACGCCACCCAGUAGCUCAGGUGGUGGCGUCAGCAGCAUGCGAAGGACUCAGGGCAUGCAUGGCGCCUACAGCACCUCCUCUUCACUCCCUGGCUCUCGACCGAGAUAGGUUUUGGGGGGAGGGAACGGGGGGGGCGGUGUAGAGGGAAAUCAGAGAGGAGAGAGACAUGUUGAGUUUGUUGUUCUAAACGAACAAGGUAAUUGCUGAAAACUACCUCAACAGGAAAUAAACUAUGCAAAUAUCCAGGUGUUGGACCAAGGCACUCUGCUCCUCACUCACUGGUGCUUUAAUUACAUCUGCACUACAGGACCGGCUUCUGUACUGGGACACACGCACAAACACACAGAUGUGAUCACCAAGAGCAGAAUCAACGGAACCGGUCAUGUUUUGAAUUGCAAAGUGUUAUAUUUCUUUUCACAUUGUUUCCUUCACAAACAUGGUUUAAAGCUGCGGUUAAACUCUAGUAACAAUCAAUGAGUGUUAACAUCAAGCUGCUAAGUUCUAUCUCUCCCUCAUGUGCAAAUGAUUAAAUCAACAAGCACACUACUUCCUGUCAUGGAGGUGCAACUUCCUGUUUGACCUAUUCAUUGAGCUCUGCUCUUCAGACAGCUGUGUCUAUUUGAGGUGUGUGUGAUUUUUGUUGUGAUGAUUCCAAACAUCUGACUGAUGAACAAGAUGAGGAAACGAUUUAGAUCUGCUUUCACACUGGAUUGCAACAUAGUUACUUUUGUAGCAUAAAAGGAUUGUCUGCUUGUGCAAACCACUUAGAUAUUUUCACUUAAUUAGGUCCCACCUAAAAAAAAUCUAUCUAUCUAACUGAUCAAUAAUUGAGCUAUAAUUUGUUGACUAUCAAAGCGAUUGAUGUCCUAUCAUUGACAUAUCAGAGAGUGUUACUGAUGUUAGGUAAUAAGACAUAUUUGAGGUGUAAAAGCGUGCUUACUCCUAACAAAUAAGUGUUUAUUUUCGCCUAGUUAAAAAAAAAGAGUUAAAUCCAUGAACUGUUGAUUACUCUGCUAAGAAAUGGUGCUCUGUGUUCAUUUUCUCUGGCAGGUGAUGCAAUGCUGCCAAGUUAAGUGAAGUUGAAUCCAGGUAGUUCAUAUAAUAAUAAUAAUAAUAUCUGAAGCUUGGUUUUUUUGUAUUUAUUAGUCCUGUUGUCAAUUUUUCUAAGUGUGACGGAAACCUUUUCAAAGCAGGACAUUUUUAACCUCUUCUUAAGAUGAACUUUGUAUAUUUAUUUGUGCUGCUGGGUGCUAAGAGCAUGAUUUAGGACGCUAAAUAUACAUCUUCACACACUGGUAAAACUUAUUUUUUUCCCAUCACAACAAAUUACUGGACUACUUCACACCUCCUCCUGGUUUGCUUUUGAUUGUCCUUUUUUGUGUUUGUACUGUGAAUAUGAUUCUCUUGACUGUACAGUUGUAUUAGAUUUAUAUAUUUAUGUCCCUCAUUCGCCUUUUUUGUUCUGUUUAUCUGGAAAUGUGUUGACGUUGUAGAAUGCAAUAGUGUGUCGCUCACUGUCAGAAAACAAUGGUGCUAAAUUGGACAGUGCCUGGUUUUUAUUUAUUCCUACAUUUGAAAAAAAAAACACAACUGAAAAAUACAAAAGAAAUGAGAUGGGGACAUUUUGUAAAGACCCCCUUUUUGGUUUUUAUUUCUCCUGUUUCACACGUAUGGAAAAAAAAAUUGGGAGUGAAACUAACACACUGUUUUGUACAAAGGCUUUCUCUCCAGCGCCAACACAAAGCUAUAUUUAAUGUUAUAAAAUAUACUGUCUAAAUAUAUAUAAAUAUAUAUUAUAUGAGGGGAAUCUCUAGGUGCUGCAUUUGGACUCCCACAUUGGGUCUUUAAUGCCACUGUAUGACCUUAACCAACGUUGCGCAUCCUGUGAUGCGCACAAAUAAGGUGCUUUGUGGGGCGAACACAACUUCCUGUCUUUAUCUUUUCUUUUCUUAUACCUAUUUAGGAAUUCUGCAGGAAAAAUGGUGCUUCUGUUUUUGAUGGUGCAAACAAAGCUAUGUGUUUUACAGAUGAGGCCCCCCUCCUUGUUUCUUUUUUUCAUAUAUAUAUAUAUAUUGUGGGUAUUGCAAGAGCCGCACUAAAUGUAAAACACUUGUUUGUAUGUGAGCCUGUCCAUGUGUAACUCUUAUUUCUAUGUUUUGAAGACACAAUUAGAGACUGUAGUCUAUUUAAACCGGGAUUGACUCUUUUUUUUUUUUUUUUAAAUCAUUUGUGUUUCCAUCACAUGCCUGCCUUUUGUUUUUUGUCUCACUGCUUUCUGUCCUCUUUGUAGAAACUUGAUGCUCUACUUCACUUAAAACGAGGAAAAAUGGCAGCUAAUUCUUCUGCAGUUGUGCAGUCGGGUGUUUUCUUCCGUCAGUAAACCGUCAACGUGGGCAGCUUUCUGGAUGCAGCUGUGGUGUAUGUGCAAGUGAGAGCCUCGUUUUUUUUUUUACCUGUUUUAAUAUACAGUAAUUCUACAUGAUGUAAAUACUGCAUUGAUGUAGCUUAAGGGCUGUGGACUCUGGAAUGUAGUCUUAACGUAUUGAUUGUAGCCUCAAGGUCUAGGGCUGCAUAAGUGCCACCGGCACUGGGGAGCUGCGGUUUAUCGAGGCGAAAAUUAAUUCCAACUCUCAGAAGAAAAUGAUUGAUCAUCCUAAAAGGGCUGUUUGCAGCGUCCUCACAGUUGCACUUUUCAAAGCAACAAGUAUAACAAAAACACCAUUGAUUAGCUUAUGUUAGCGUUAUCGGUUUAACAGAACACCAUUGUUUUAAAACUGUAUUUUUUUUCCCAAUUACUAAGUUUAUGUAAUCAUUUUUGCUUGGCCUAAAAAAGUUAUUGGUGUUUAUGGCGGUCACUCACCCUGUCUCGUCAACAUGUACAUGCAAUUUGCAGUCAUGUUGUUAUGAUAGAAUAUACAUUCAAUGACAGCUAACACUAACUAUCCAAAUCACUAUUAGCUAACAACACCCUAAGCUAAUACGCAUGCACGAGUUACUUACGAACGUAGUUACAUCAUUACGUCCUAAAAGCCGUAAAAGGGCGGGAUGUAACGCUUAAAAUACUUUGGAAAGUUAGCGCCCUCUAGGUAUCUGUGUAAAUGUUGCAAUAUAAGGAGUCCAAACAAACCUAAGACAAGUAAAUAUUGGCAAUAGCGUCAUGGUCUGGGGCUGCACGAGUGCUGUCAGCACUGGGAAACUGGUUCAUUUGAGGCACAAAUAAAAUCCAACAUUCUAAACAGAAUAAUUGAUCCCCUAAACACACCUCUAAGACAACUAAAUAGCGAUAGUAGCGUCAUGGUCUAGAGUUGCACGAGUGCUACUGGCAGUGAGUGGAGAGCUGCGGUUUGAUUGUGGCAAAAUUCCAUCAUUCUGAACAUAAAGAUCGAUCCCUCUAAACACACCUCUAAGACAACUAAAUAGUGAUAGUAGCGUCAUGGUUCAGGGCUGCAUGAGUGCUUCCAGCCCUGGAGAGCUGCAGUUUGUUAAGGCUUAAAUUAACUGCCAACAUUCUGAAGAAACAAAAUAUUGAUCCCAUUAAUGGCAAUUUUCCAAUAGAAGGAGUCCAAACACACCUCCAAGACAACUAAAUUGAGUUAGUAGCGUCAUGGUCUAGGGCUGCAGGACUGCUGCCAGCACUGGGGAACUGUGGUUUAUCUGAGUCGAAAAUUAAAUCCAACAUUCUGAAGGACAGAAUUAUUGAUCCCCUAAACACACCUCUAAGACGACUAAAUAGUGGUAGUAGCAGUGUGGUCUAGAGUUGCACGAGUGCUACCGGCAGUGGAGAGCUGCGGUUUAAUUGAGGCAAAAUUCCAUCAUUCUGAAGAACAUAAAGAUCGAUCCCUCUAAACACACCUCUAAGACAACUAAAUAGUGAUGGUAGCGUCAUGGUUCAGGGCUGCAUGAGUGCUUCUAGCCCUGGAGAGCUGCAGUUUAAGGCAAAAAUUAACUGCCAACAUUCUGAAGAAAAAAAAUAUUGAUCCCAUUAAUGGCAGUUUUCCAAUACAAUGAGUCCAACUGUUAAAUGGAGGUGAAAAGACAACGUUUAUUCUGGUUCACAACUUUUAAUUCAUUACUGCACAGAGGAAAAACCGGAAACACUCAAUCCCCACUUCCCGCCCACAAACACUGCGCAUGCGUUAACCCAGUAUAUGGAGAAACAUGUUAACAAUCUCCCUAUCUUUUAUAAAUAAAAAAAAUAAAUAGCACAUGUUUCUUGAGAACAAAUACAUGUCUUUUUAAACAACAGAAACAAUAAAAUCAACUUAGGUAAGCACCCAUUUCCCUUCACUCAAUGCUUUCAAAAGCAUCAAAGGUGAUGCCCCCUUUUUCGUAAGACAGUCAGCCAGUUGAGCUUUUGUUGCUGACUAAAGCACUUUCUGUGUCUUUGAUACCACAUAUAUAUCUAACCGAAACCUUUUCUCUGUGACCUGUUUUGUUGAUGGAAGAGCAUCAUAGAGGGAAUGAUUAUCAGUCACACAAACUAACGCUGGAGCAUUUAGACCAGUGGUGCCAGUAGUGAGCUUAGAAUAAAGGGUGGCAAGAAACACAGUGUUGUCUAAUCCAUCCGACAUGGCAAGAGUCUCUCCAGCAAGGGUGCUUCGCACCAUUCGUCGAAUCCUCUUGGACUGCCAGUAAAAGGGGGGAGAAUAUACCUCCUUUUCCCAUUAGUGUGAUCAACAUGCCCCCUUGUGUACCUCCAUCAGGAAGAUUUCCUAAUGAAGCAUCGCUGAAUACAGUCAGGUUUAAAGCAGCUGGCUUUGGCUUUGUCUUGCUAUAUCUUUGGCACGUGUCACAUGCUUCCGCUAUUUGUUGCAAAAUAGUGAGACAGUCCCUGUCUUUGUUCCCUGAACUUUGAAUUCGCUUAUGCAGGCGAUCUGCUGAUGCAUGGCCAAAUUGUUUGUGAAGUUUGAGGAGGACCUUGUUCUUCUCGAUUGUGGACAUAGUUUCUGUUACCAUCAGGACUUCAUCUUCAGCAAAUAAAUCUUGAAUCCGACAUUCCAUGUCAUCAUUGUCUCUUAUGUCAACACAGUAGUGUCCUGAGCUGGUAAACUGAAGAGGUAUCUGCUGCUUAAACAUCACUGCCCUGUCGUUUUCCAUGUCUAACGUAGUUCCUGCCUUUUUUAAUGAUUUAAUGAUAUUCCACUCAGCAGGAGUGGAAUAUUGACUUUGACAACUUCUGUCUCAAUGUUACACUUUGUCCAUCCUAUUUUAGCAGGUAGAUGCACUUUUCUGGUGGAAUGAAUCACAUUUCCAUCUCCAAAACCAAACUGUCUGUUGCUAGACCUUUCUGUACUUCUGAGCUUAUUUACCUGCUUUUCAUUGAGAUUAUCUACAUAACUUUCAAGCCACUUUUCUCCACGUACCGUGCGAGUACAGGCGGUGUCUAUGAUUGCCGAGCCUGCAGCUUCAGUCAUAAAAAUCUCAGCUUUAGACUGGAGAUCAUUUGUUAACAGUGUGAUAUUGACUUCAUCCAAAUUGUCAUUUUCAGUCAAUCUUACUUGUUUGUGCUUUUUGUGCGGGCAGUCCUUUGCCCAGUGGCAUGUGCUUUGACACACGGCACAUCGUGAUCGUUUACCGUACAUAUCCAGUGGGUUUGUACCCGGUAACGGUGUCACAGAUCUUUGUUGUCCACGUUGAAACGGUGUGUUCCGUCUUCCUCUUCAUUGUGGCUGUUCUGUGAGGAAAGCUGCGUCCUGGUUUAGUUGUAUCUCGCUUGACGAGCCUGUUGUUUUACCUCCGAAUAUCCGUUUGAGAGCUGACUUAAUUGACGAGAAGCUUAGCGCCGUGUUAGCCGUCAGUGCUAGCUGCCUGUCUUUCUCAUCGAGGCAGGCUGUGUCAAGAAGUUUAAAGGCUAACGCCGCAUCAGGGAGUGUCAUAUUGUACCAUUUCAUCCGGUUGUAGCGCUGUUCAAAGUCAAUAAUAUAGUCCCCCAUUGAAACUGAACUAUUUUUGGUGAUGCGAUCGAAGUACGUGUGCGCUUUGUAUGCGCGAUCCUUUUCCUCUUUCAGGAAAACGUCAUCCAGUUUUGCAACUAAUGCCGUCAUACCGUUGUCAUUGUCCAACUCCUCCGCAGAUAUCUCCAUUGCGAUUUCUCUGGCUCUUCCUUCAAGUCCCAAACCCACAGCCAGUGCUUGCUUUUUCGAGUUCUGUAACCCGCGUCCAAAUGUUAACUUCAUUAUUCCAGCACUCGUAUGGCCUGGACUCGUCAAACCUCUGCGGUAUUUUAUAGUUUGCAGCCAUCCUCUGCUACCGAUGUUAAAUGGAGGAGAAUAAACACAACGUUUAUUCUGGUUCACAACUUUUAAUGAACUGCUGCACAGAGGAACAACCGGAAACACUCAAUACCCACUUCCUGCCCACAAACACUGCGCAUGCGUUAACCCAGUAUAUGGAGAAACAUGUUAACACAACCACACCUCCAAGACAACUAAAUAGAGGUAGUAGCGUCAUAGUCCAGGACUGCUGCCUGCACUGGUUUAUUUUAAGUGAACAUUAUUUCCGAAAUUCUGAAGAAGAAAAUGACUGAUAUCCUAAACACAGCUCUAAGACAACUAAAUAGUGAUAGUGGCGUCAUGGGCUAUGGCUGCACGAGUGCUAUCGUCACCGGUAAGCUGCGUAUUGAGACGAAAAUUAAUUCCAAAAUUCUGAAGAAAAUGAUUGAUCCCCUUCGUAGCAGUUUUCCAACAUGACAUGUCCAAACACACUUUUAAGACAACUUAGCGCUGGCAGUAUCGUAAUGGUCUGGGGGUUGCACGAGUGCCACCGGCACUGGAGAGCUGCAGUUUAUUAAAGUGAAAAUUAAUUCCAACAUUCUGAAGAAGAACACAAUUGAUCCCCUUCAUGGCAGUUCUCCAACAAAAGUCCAAACACACCUUUACGACAGCAAAAUAGGGAUGGUAGCAUCAUGGUCAGGGGCUGCUGCACAAGUGCUACCGGCACUGGGGGGGGCUGUGGCUCACACAAGAAAAGAUGAAGAGCACGAUCCCUUCCUGGGUAGUUUUCCAAUAUAUGGUCCUCAAACUCAACUCAAGAUGACCAAACAGUGAUGGCGGGUCUUGCGUAAGAGGUUCAUUGAGCAAAACAUGAGAUGGCAAUGGUGCUCAUACAAGAUAUUGACAGUAUCUACACAAUUUUCACUGUGAUGCGUACUCCGCUCUGGUCUAUUUAGCCAAUAAUAAGUGUUGAUUCAUUGUCAGGAUAUAUGAAUAUAUACUCCUUUCAAAGAUGUCCGCAGUGUGACUCAAGUGUGGGCAACUCUGUUAACGAUAAGCCUUGGGGUCAAAGGGGAAAAUUCAGAAUCUUGCUUAAAGUUUCCGGCCGCCAUUUGGCCACCUUGGUUCUCACUGACACAUUCAUCCAGCACUGGAGCUCGAGAAAGCUCCAUGAGUUCGUUCUCCCACUCUCAGCAGACAUGAUGAUGAUGAUGAUGAUGAGGCGCUUGUGAUGGAACAUGUGUUUACCGUGUGUGUGGUGUUGGUGCUUUUUAUCCUGAGAUGUAAUCAUAGUGAGAAAUGGAAUUAAUGUUGCUUUUUCUCGCCCAUAUCCUCCCUGCAUUUUAUGGACAUCAAUAAAAUGUUUCAUAUGAUAUUUGAAUGUGCCGUGUGGAAUGCAUGCAGUGCACCGCGACCCUGUGUCUUCACCGAGGGGGGUUAAAGGUUACAACUUUCACUGAGUGCCGCUUCCUAUUGGCGUCACAGCAUAUGUGAACUGAGGUGAAAAGGUGCAUGUCUUUGGAGGUGGGAGGAAGCCGGAGUACCCGGACGGAACCCACGCAGUCACGGGGAGAACAUGUUAACUUCACACAGAAAGAUCCCGAGCCCGGGAUUGAACUCAGGACUACUCAGGACCUUCGUAUUGUGAGGCACAUGCUCUAUCCCCUGUGUCACCGUGCUGCCACAAAAAUAGCAGACAGUUUGUAUUUUUGUCAACUUGUAGCAAUGCUUGAUGUGUGUGUCUAAACUCAACUCACCUUUGUGUUUUUCUACUCUGUGCAGCACUGGAAUCCACAAUCCAACAGUAUCAAGGACACAGGAUCUUAUUUUGACUGUGUGCUCCAAGCCAGCACUGGAUGUGUGUGUGUGUGUGUGUGUGUGUGUGUGUGUGUGUGUGUGUGUGUGUGUGUGUGUGUGUGUGUGUGUGUGUGUGUGUGUGUGUGUGUGUGUGUGUGUG